AUGGAACCCGUCGGCAUAAUUCUUCUCGUUCUUUUCUUAUUCGUUCUGAUAAUCGGUCCUAUAACAUGCGUCAAGUUGGGAUCUCGCAAUGAAAGGGAAAAGGUUUACAAUCCGCAACCCGAUCAGUUGGAUCGCGCGCGCCGGAAGCUUAGCACCGUGACAACCUGCUCAUCGGCCGCUCAGCGAUCUAAUCCGUCUGAAGAUGCCGAUAUUGAAGCCGUGCCUUCGGCGUCCGAGCUCGGCGAAUGCCCUAUUUGCAUCGGUCCCUUGGUCGGUCCCUUGAUGCCGGAACCCGCAUAUACCGUUGGAGGUGAUCCGCCCCCGAAUCUUGGUCAUGCUUCAACGGUGGCUUCCAGGACCCAGUCACGGAGUGAGGGAGAGGAUACGACCGCGCAGUCUAACACCAACUUGGAAAUGGAAGACGAUGACAUCUUGACAUUAAACACCUGCGGCCACUCAUUCCAUUCCAAGUGUCUCUCAUCAUGGUUCUUGAUCGAGCGGCACGACUGCCCUGUGUGUAGGACGGCCUAUUACAAAGGAGGUCCACGACGCGAGCGAACCUUGACAGUGCCGCCAUUCUUUUGA
Messenger RNA from Fusarium vanettenii 77-13-4, 585 nucleotides. RefSeq lists its product as uncharacterized. The record is from RefSeq and is a predicted model, not a curated record. The transcript has 3 exons. Lineage: Eukaryota; Fungi; Ascomycota; Sordariomycetes; Hypocreales; Nectriaceae. The coding region runs from base 1 to 585 and encodes 194 amino acids.